Messenger RNA from Didymella exigua CBS 183.55, 1634 nucleotides. RefSeq lists its product as uncharacterized. The record is from RefSeq and is a predicted model, not a curated record. Bases 208 to 1494 code for a protein of 428 amino acids. The transcript has 2 exons. Lineage: Eukaryota; Fungi; Ascomycota; Dothideomycetes; Pleosporales; Didymellaceae.
CUUUUGUAUAAUCGGCUUGGACCUCCAUUGAAGCUCAUUGAAGAGGUUCAGAGACGGCUACUGGUCGGGCUGAGGUUUGCGGAUAAAAUGGAUUCUUCCGGGUAGUUUGAUGAAACUUCCGGAGCGAUCCGGUGCAUACGUACCAUGAUCCAUCUCUGCUGCGACACCAAUCGGUCAAUCAGGUCUUCAGCUCUUCAGCUCUUCGGAAUGUCGACCAAUGCUGCUGUACCCGUCAUUCAUUCCACCUCGAUGUCGAUGUCGAAUAACCCUCUGCUACUUCCAACAAGUGGCCCGUCGGCUUUGAUUGGGCGCCCUCCCAAUAAUGUAAAGGACUAUUACAUCGUCAAGGGCCUACUUCGAAUGGUCGGCAUGGAGGACGCGAAUCCAAUGAUCGGCUACUUCCUAGCUGAUCAGCCACCCCCAAACUACGUACACGAGAGUCGUGUGGUCGGGGUCCAAAUAGGUCUCAUCGUUGUCAUGUUGUCGAUUGUGCUACCAACAACCGCACGACUGUUACUUCGAGCGCGAAAGAAGCACAUGCGGUUUGGCUGGGAUGACUGGACUAUACUCGCGGCAGCAACACUUGCCUUUACCUAUCCCCUUGCCCAGACGAUCGGCCUCUACUUCGGCGGCGCAGGACUGCAUACAUGGGAAGUGACCUACGACCAAUACGAGAUUAGCACCACGAUAGGGGUCUACUGCAAGAUCACCUUCUACCAAGCUGUCGGCCUGAUCAAGGUUUCCAUCGCCUUGUUCGUUCGACGUAUGACAGGUGGAGCAUCGCAGCGGUGGCGAUGGUUCUGCAACAUCUUUUUGGUCACGGUGGGAGUAUACAUGCUCGUGGCUCUGUUCUGGUCGCUUUUUACCUGCUAUCCAGUCCAGGCUCAGUGGUCUCUUCACGCUCGUGGUGCGACUGAACCGCUUCCACGUUGUCUCCACCCGUUUUUGCAGGGCCGGAUACUCAGUGGGAUUCAUGUAGCGCAAGGUAUGAUACUGCUGUCUGCACCGAUAGUGAUCCUGUGGAAUGUUCGAAUAGAUCGAGCAAAAAAGAUCCGGCUGUUCGUAUUGUGGGGUUUGGGGGGCAUCACAGUGCUUGGUGGAUUACUUCGCCAAGUGCGACCGGUCACCUAUCGAGAUAUCACUUGGAAUUACGUGGAGAUCCUGACAUGGGCCUGUCUAGAUUUGGCAUUGGGUAUAGUGACGGCCUCGCUGCCUGUGCUCGAUGGCAUGCUCUCCAACGCAUGGCAUCGAGCCAUGACCAGUAUAGGGGUCUCUUCUCAGGCGACGGGUGGAAAUCCAUCCAGCGGAAGUCAACCGGGAGGCUCCGAGGCAACGAGACGAAAAACACCUGGAACGCACGCUCCAUCAGCGUCCGAGGAGCAUAUAAUCAGUAAGGCUGAUGAGACAGAGAUGGGAAUCAUCAGGACUCGAGUGGUGCAUGUCCAUUCUUCGUCGCGGUCGAGCCUUGAUGCAUUCGGUUUGGGAAACAAGUAAGCACCGAACCUUCUGCCACCCUGCGAACAUGUUAGGACUCUAGAGCAUAAGAAGAACAGUGGAGCAUGUGGCCACAGAAGGUAGACUCGUCAACGUCUUAUCGUGAUGCAUGUGAUAAUCAUCUGGUGGAUCACUCAUCG